GCCGUAAAGCGCGGAAGGUCGCCGUGCUCGGGAACUUUUCUUUCCUCCUUGCUCCUCCUUCCCAUGUCCUGUGAACCCUUUUCCGGUCCGCCACGACCCCCGGCGACGGUGGUGUGUGCCUCGCUCCCGCCAGGGCGCCUCUGAGCGCGGAGUGUGCGUCGCUCUCGCCAGGGUGUCUCAGUGCGGAGUCCGCGCCCGGGGAGCUUGAAUUCUUGGGAUCUCCUUAGCUGAGUGAGAGCACAUCUCCCAGCUGGUGACAGACGUGAUGUUUCACCGGUUCCUGUCGAUUAUCCGAAGACAAAGAACCAGCCCAAGAUGCCAGAACUGGUGCUUGGCAAGAAGCAGUGCGUCGGCUGCCGAGGCCCAUUCUGUCACCCUGCCUGCCCAGGCCCAGGUGGUCAUCUGUGGGGGUGGAAUCAUGGGCACAUCCGUGGCCUAUCACCUCUCCAGGAUGGGGUGGAAGGACAUCGUUCUUUUGGAGCAGGGCAGGCUGGCCGCUGGCUCUACCAGGUUCUGUGCUGGCAUCCUGAGCACUGCCAGGCACUUGACCAUCGAGCAGAAGAUGGCCGACUAUUCAAACAAACUCUACGAACAGCUAGAGCAAGAAACAGGGAUCCAAACAGGUUACAUAAGGACAGGCUCGGUCUUUCUGGCCCAAACACAGGACCGGCUGAUCUCCUUGAAGCGCAUCAACUCAAGACUGAAUGUUAUAGGCAUCCCUUCUGAGAUCAUCUCCCCCAAGAAGGUGGCUGAACUGCACCCUUUCCUCAACGUGCACGACCUGGUGGGGGCCAUGCACGUUCCUGAGGAUGCGGUGGUAUCCUCCGCCGAUGUGGCCCUGGCCCUGGCAAGUGCUGCCUCCCAGAAUGGUGUUCAGAUUUAUGACCGAACAAGUGUUCUUCAUGUAAUGGUCAAAAAAGGUCAAGUUACUGGUGUGGAGACAGAUAAAGGACAGAUUGAGUGCCAGUAUUUUGUCAACUGUGCUGGUCAGUGGGCAUACGAGCUGGGUCUGUCCAACGAGGAGCCGGUUAGUAUCCCGUUACAUGCCUGUGAACACUUCUACCUUCUGACUCGCCCCUUGGAGACCCCUCUGCAGAACAACACACCAACUAUCGUGGACCCUGAUGGAAGAAUUUAUAUUCGGAACUGGCAGGGUGGCAUCUUGUCUGGGGGCUUUGAGAAGAACCCGAAACCUAUUUUUACCGAGGGCAAGAACCAGCUGGAAAUUCAGAAUCUGCAGGAAGACUGGGAUCACUUUGAGCCCCUACUGAGUUCCCUCCUGCGUCGGAUGCCAGAACUGGAGAUGCUGGAGAUCCUGAAGCUGGUGAACUGUCCCGAGACCUUCACGCCAGACAUGAGGUGCAUCAUGGGCGAGUCCCCUGUGGUCCGUGGCUACUUUGUCCUGGCAGGGAUGAACUCGGCCGGCCUGUCCUUUGGUGGAGGGGCUGGGAAGUACCUUGCUGAAUGGAUAGUACAUGGUUAUCCUUCAGAAAACGUCUGGGAAUUGGACUUGAAACGCUUUGGAGCCCUCCAGAGCAGCCGUACCUUUCUGCGCCACCGGGUCAUGGAAGUCAUGCCUUUGAUAUACGACCUGAAGGUUCCCCGUUGGGACUUCCAGACUGGUAGGCAGCUGCGUACUUCUCCGCUGUAUGACCGGCUGGAUGCACAAGGGGCCAGAUGGAUGGAGAAACAUGGAUUUGAGAGGCCAAAGUACUUUGUUCCACCUGACAAGGACCUCCUCGCGUUGGAGCAGAGCAAGACUUUCUAUAAGCCAGACUGGUUUGACAUUGUGGAGUCUGAAGUCAAGUGCUGUAAGGAGGCAGUGUGUGUUAUCGACAUGUCCUCCUUCACAAAGUUUGAGAUAACAUCCACUGGGGACCAGGCUUUAGAAGUUCUGCAGUUCCUCUUCUCCAACGACCUGGACGUGCCCGUGGGCCACAUCGUGCACACAGGCAUGCUCAACGAGGCUGGGGGCUAUGAGAACGAUUGCAGCAUCGCACGCCUGAGCAAGCGCAGUUUCUUCAUGAUCUCUCCAACCGACCAACAGGUCCACUGCUGGGCCUGGCUCAGGAAGCACAUGCCCGAGGACAGCAGCCUGGUGCUGGAGGAUGUCACCUGGAAGUACACAGCCCUCAACCUGAUUGGCCCGCGAGCUGUGGAUGUGCUGUCUGAACUGUCCUACGCCCCUAUGACUCCAGACCACUUCCCGACUCUGUUUUGCAAGGAGAUGAGCGUGGGCUACGCAAACGGGAUCCGGGUGAUGAGCAUGACCCACACCGGAGAGCCAGGUUUCAUGCUGUACAUCCCCAUCGAGUACGCUCUGCAUGUGUACAACGAAGUGAUGAAUGUUGGGCAGAAGUACGGGAUCCGGAAUGCCGGGUAUUAUGCCCUUCGCAGCCUCCGAAUUGAGAAGUUUUUUGCCUUCUGGGGCCAGGAUUUAAACACACUCACCACCCCGCUGGAAUGUGGACGAGAGUCUCGGGUGAAGCUGGAGAAGGGCAUGGACUUCAUGGGCCAGGAUGCCCUGCUGCAGCAGAAGCAGAACGGGGUAUACAGGCGCUUCACCCUGUUCAUCCUGGAAGACCACGACACGGACCUGGACCUCUGGCCGUGGUGGGGGGAGCCUAUUUACCGGAACGGCCAGUACGUUGGCCAGACCACCAGCAGUGCCUACAGCUACACUCUGGAGCGCCAUGUGUGCCUGGGCUUCGUGCACAACUUUUCCGAGGACACUGGGGAGGAGCAGGUGGUCACAGCAGAUUUUGUCAACCGGGGAGAAUACGAGAUCGACAUCGCGGGCUGCCGAUUCCAGGCCAAGGCCAAACUCUACCCUGUUGCCUCCUUCUUUACACACAAGCGCCGAAAGGAUGAUGUGGAGCUAAGUGACUUGCAUGGGAAGUAACACCGGGGCAGUGUCGCCUUCUUCCAUCGUCUCAGCUGAGGAGUAUCCCUUUCCCUGACCUGCUUCCUCUUCACUGAACCUUUGCCUCAAAUUUCUUAUCUCCUUGAUAUAAGUUUGAACUUGACCUGCUUUUCAAAUUUUGCAACCUUUGCCUUCCCAUCCAUCCCCUGCUUAGAGUCCCACGGUGGCAGGAAGUGUACCUGACAGGACAGAGGCAAGCUUCCCUGUGGAAUGGCGUUGAGGUCAAAUUCUGUGUCUCUAAGGAAGGCCUGCAGUGUUGUCCAGGCCUCAGGGAAGGGUCCAUCUCACUGGUCUCCGGUUCCUCAGAGAAGCCUGUGAGAUGCAGCCCUGGCAUAGCUUGUGCCUUUAGCCAGGCAGAUCAUUGUCGCAUCCCAUCGCACUGUGGGUUGGCACCUGAUACCUCUACCAAGAGGAUGAUCAUCUACCUCACUGACAAGAGGCGGUACCCAGCCGCAUCUGGUCCACGGGAGAGACGAGUGGGUAACUUGGUACUGCCCUCAUCUGCCCUCUGGAGCCAGUUCUUACACCUUCAGGCCAGGGCAGCCUGCCUGAAAUUUUCUUCAUCUCUUGCUCAUCUCUCUAAUGAGGUGAUUUUUUUUGUUUCCUAGCUGAAUAAGCAAGUAUGCCGUGUCGCUUUUCCCAGCACAAGGGUCUAACUACAAACAGUAUGUCACUACCAAUGUGUGUUUCCUGCUGUGAAAACAGUGCUGCUUCCCUUUCGGUUCAGAGGUCAGUCCUGUCGAUUUUCCUCCUCACAUGACUCAGCCUCCCCUGUGUACUGUGUACUCGGCUCAGGAGCUCAGCAUAUAGAGCUGCUCCUUUAGAGCAGGAAGGGGACAGUCAGGCUGGCCAGAGUGAGUAACGAAGAAACCUUGUUCACACUGAGUUCCCAACAAAACCUGGAACUUCACGCCCCUGGCAUGGAAGAAACAAAGCCACAGAAUGAGUGCAGUGGGUGUGAGUUGUGUGCGGCUUUCCUCUUUUCAUCUCGGCUUGCUUCCUCUUCUAGUCAUCCCCAUGUGCCCUCAGACUGAGCUAUCCAGCCCCAGCACUUCAUUUUCCCAUGUAUGUAAACUGCCCUAAUCUGUUGGGGUUUUUUAUUAGUGUAAAAAAACCUACUAGAAAUGUUAGUUCAGCAGUAGUCUUUGUUGUCUUGGUAUCUUGGAAGCAUUCGUUUUGUUAAACCUGUAGAUACAUUAAAGAUCGUUUCAUGAGAGCAGCUUAACAUCCUCGGGUGUCUGCCUUAACCUUAACUGCUGUGGAAUCUGUUACCCACUUGGCAGAUUGGCUUCUCCUGGACAUCUUGCUGUUUCCCCAGCCAGCCCCCCCCCCCGCCUCCUGCAUGGUGACGUUGCCUCCACGUGUGUGUGUGUAAGCGUAUGAUUAGAACUGUUUGGGCCCAUUUCAUUUGCUGAGAGCUGCUGCUUCUAGGCAACCAGGAGGGUGCUGAGCAGGGCAGUGGCAGGGGGUGCUACCCAGGGCAGAGGGACAGCCCUCGGCCACCUACAGGCAGGGAGCUGGCUGAGUCAGUUGGAAACAAGGUAUUCACGCGCUUUCACAUGUUUGCACCACUCCAUAUCUUUAUAUCCCGAAGAAAUCCUUGAUUUAUGCACAGAUAGUACAACUGUGGCAAUAAAUUUGAGCUUUAACUUACAUAGAAGUGUCACCACCUAAGUUCCAAAUUGAAAAAGUAAAUGCAACCUCAAUAUGUAAGUGUCACCAAAGUAUAUUCAAAAUAGACUUUAAGGCUGUAUCAUUUUUGCACUUGUUAAUCUCUAGCAAAUUACUGUUCUGUUAAUUAGCUGUGCUGAGCAGGAGGGACAUCUGAUGUAUUGAAAAUCAUGUGGCGACUCUGUUGUACUGUAGAGCUAGAAAUCCUUUCCUCCAGAGGCUGUCAUUCUUCCCCUUUGAGCCAGUGGUGGUUGUCUUGCUGUAAAGGGACGGAGGAGGGGCAAGCGCUCAGGACUGUGCUUUAAAAACCUCUUAAGUAGGGUCUUUCUCUUACUCUUCUAUGCCAUCACUUGUGCCUGGAAUACAGAGGUUUACCUUUGGCACUGCACAUGCACCCACUGGUCUCCUCCCUUGGAAGUACAGUACUUUCCCAGCUUUCAGUCUCAUGCACACACAGGUGGCAUCAUUUGACUUUUCUGUAUCUGGUCCUGAUGGGAGCACUGUGAACAGAGACUCCUCCCUGCCUUGGUGGUCAGGAUCAGAAGCAGUGGAAGCCCGACAGCUGAAGGUAGGCAUUAUGGCACCCUGGGCUGCUGCAAAGAAGCGCUGGAUCUAGAAGACAGCUGAGAUACUGGCGGGUAUAA
This is a messenger RNA of Heterocephalus glaber (naked mole-rat), 5238 nucleotides long. It is a transcript of the gene Pdpr, whose product is annotated as pyruvate dehydrogenase phosphatase regulatory subunit. The record is from RefSeq and is a predicted model, not a curated record. Gene Ontology annotation, cellular component: mitochondrion; cytoplasm; mitochondrial matrix. Gene Ontology annotation, molecular function: protein binding. NCBI's taxonomy places the organism in Eukaryota, Metazoa, Chordata, Mammalia, Rodentia, Bathyergidae.